This is a messenger RNA of Zingiber officinale, 628 nucleotides long. RefSeq lists its product as uncharacterized. The transcript is spliced from 2 exons. Lineage: Eukaryota; Viridiplantae; Streptophyta; Magnoliopsida; Zingiberales; Zingiberaceae. Bases 173 to 628 code for a protein of 151 amino acids. The record is from RefSeq and is a predicted model, not a curated record.
CAGGCCGGAUAACACAGAUAGCUCGUAAUCAUAAGAGAUGCACAGAGUGAAACCCAACGACUCAAUGGCCGGAACAACCUCGGCUCGAUGGCCGGAAUAACCCAAAUAGUAUCGAGCUGCAGCUAUCUGGAAGGUGACGAUAUCCACUAAAGACAGUGGCAGUAGAUGCGAGAUGGGGAAGCUGCGGCUGUCAGCGGCGACUGUGGCCGCGGGAAAAGGCAGUGUUGGCUGCCGGCGGCGGCUAUGGACGCGGGGGAAGGCAGCAGUGGCUGCCGGCGGCGGCUGUGGCCGCGGGGGAAGGCAGCAGUGGCUGCCGGCGGCGGCUGUGGCCGCGAGGAGGAGUCAAAAUCGGUCCAGUGGCGGCGGCGGCGAUGAAGCCCGGCUCCUCUUCCUAUUGACAGCAUUGGGGUGCGGACCGGAUGAAAGGAGGGGGAGUAGAGAGGCGACCGGCAGCCGGCGCCGGCAAGGAGGGAGGAAGAAUCUCUUCCUGGCGGCGGACCAAAAAACACGAGCAGAAGAAAAAAACCCCAUCUUCACUUCUCCUCCUUCUCUCCCUGGCGGCGGCUGCCACAAAACCACGAGCCUGCCCCCCUUUUUUUUCCCACCCGUGCUUGCCUUAAUCCCUUAA